This is a messenger RNA of Gambusia affinis (western mosquitofish), 6492 nucleotides long. It is a transcript of the gene vwde, whose product is annotated as von Willebrand factor D and EGF domains-like. Gene Ontology annotation, molecular function: calcium ion binding. The record is from RefSeq and is a predicted model, not a curated record. The transcript has 31 exons. Bases 1164 to 6281 code for a protein of 1705 amino acids. Lineage: Eukaryota; Metazoa; Chordata; Actinopteri; Cyprinodontiformes; Poeciliidae. Gene Ontology annotation, cellular component: membrane.
ACGAAGAGGAACACCAGAAGUAAUUUAUUUUUAUCUUUUACAUCAGAAAUGAACAUGCAUCAUCUAAACUAUUACUAUUCCUGACUUAGUUGUAGAGAACUUUAAACUCCAACAAGACCAAAGAGCUGUGCACAACAAAGCAAUAUAUGCAACAAUGUAUUCUGGUAAAUUUUAACAGUUUUGAACACAUAUUCUAAUAAUUAAAACUUUAGAAACAUUACAUGUACAAACACCCAACCCUUUUCUGUCUUUGGAGAAGAUCGGAGGAAGCUAAGCAUUUAGCUUUGAGCUCAUUAUCUUGCAAGCUAAAUCUUAUUUGCUAGCUAAAUAAUUAGUCAACUUAAUAUUUAGUGUAGUUGCUAACAAAGUAUGUUAAUGGCAUGCAUAAAUGCUUAACUAGUUUUCAAAAUCUGUCAUUAUUUUUGCCUUUAUUGAUUGUUUUAGGAAACGUUUGUGUGUGUGAUCAGUUUCUCUCAGCAUUCCCGGAUGUUACUGUCGUUGCGUCAGGAUUUUUCAUUAUGACACGUUCACUGACAUGAUGAGCUGCUUUAGAGGAACGAGCCUUUCAUUCUGAAUUAGUUCUGAAUCACUUUUGCAGGUUUGCUAGAUUUCCAGUGUGUAGUAAUUGUUUUAAGAAAUGCUCCAUUGGUUGUACAAAUGUGUAGAAUGAACCAAGAACCGAGAGAAACCAAAAAUCCUUAAAGUCUGAAGAACCUCUUCACUUUAACAUGCAGAUUAUUGUAGUUUAAAGACUGAAAAAAUCAGCUAAAAAUCUAAUAUUUUUGGUGAAUAUUAGAUACAAAUUUAACUCUAAAUAAGAGAAGAAAGGGGAAACCAUCUUAAUUUUACAGGUUUUAAAUAAAAGGUUUUUCAAAUAAGUGUGAGAAAAUGUGAGGAUGAAUGCGUGUGUGAGUGUGUAUGUGUGUGUGUUGUGCACAACUGUUAAUCUGUUUCAGGGAGCGGACCAACGCUCCUCCUAACGCGCAGUCCUCCGGCUUGAAUUAUCGGACAGUUUCGGCUCUUCUGGACUAAAUCGAUUCAAACCACCUGAAACAGACGGAGGAGACAAACAUUGUGGGGGAGGAAACACGCCGCAGUUCUUGACUUUAUUGAUCCAAACACGGAGCUCGCGCUGAUCGGUGGUAAAAUCACGCGGCGACAGAAUGACGAAGCUGCGUUUUCUCAUCAGACUUUUUCUCUACGCCGUAUUUUCACUACCAAACGCAAUGCAGGCUCCAACAGUUCUCCCACCGGAGUGUUUGCCUGGCGGCCACAUGGUCCUCCAGAACCCCCACCGCAGCACCACCUUCAGCUCCAGCAGCCUGCAGCAGUCGGCACCGCAGGACAUCAUCUGCGACCACUCACUCACUCCAGGCUGGUACCAGUUUCAGAUUUUUGACAAGCGUGCCAGAAUGCCCACACAGUGUGUGGAGGUAAACCACUGUGGGACCCAGGCUCCGGUGUGGUUGUCUCUGGGAGACGGUGAGACGCUCCCGGGGUCGCUGGAGGUCAAGCAGCUGACAGCCUGCGCUGCCUGGAAGAUCUUUCAGAGCGGAAGCAAAGACUGCUGCAUGUUCCGCGUCCCAGUCACCGUCCGGAGCUGUGGAGAUUUCUAUGUGUACCUGCUGCAGCCCACGCCGGGAUGCAUGGGCUACUGUGCACAAGAGCUGACAGAAGGUUUAGCCACACUGCCUUCUUUCCUCUGUGGUCCUGAUGAGGUGAACGCCGGCGGAUUAUGUAAAACUGAACCACCUCCUGCUCCCUCUGUGCCUGUGAUUGUCUCAGAGGUGAAAGGUCACACCGUGUACCUGAGGUGCAGCUUUGACAGCAGCUCCAGCAGCUCUGUGGGCUUUGUGGUGGCCUGGUCACGUCUCUCACCUGAGGGCAGGAAGGAGGAGCUCAGGAAGGAGACCACCAUCCACGCCUCCGCCCUCAUUGAGCUGGACGGCUUCAACCUCCGACUGGGGGAUAGGAUUUACUGCUCCAGCUCCAGUUUCUUGUUGGAAUCACCAGAUAUUCAAAGCACUCCUGUGGAAAGUCAGGAGUUUUUUGCAGGAAUAAAGUUAAAACCAGAAGUUAGCCGAGUGUCUGAGAACGGGAGGUGGCAUCGGCUUCUGGUUGAGAGCUCGGUUCCAGUUCCAUGUCCGGACGGUUCUUUCUCUUCUGCAGAAAAGUGUGUUUUAUCUCUGCAUCUCAGCACAAGCAGUGAAGAUGAGGAUUUGUUGGGUGCAGAUUUGUCUCUGUCAUCUUGUAAAGUGGAUUUAUCCCGGGGUCGCUGCAGUGGUGGGGUCUGUGGCCGGGUUCUGGUCCACUUCAGUCCCAACACGGACUUUAUCAAAGACGGUGAACGGACCAGUCACAUCUCUGUGAAACCCGUCGUCACACAGAACUUUCUCUGGAAUGGAUACUCUCCAGAACCUGUUCAGGUAACCAUUACUGAUGUUCCCCCGGCUUAUUGCUACUCCUUCACAGACCCCCACAUGAUCACGUUUGAUGGCAGGUACUAUGAGAAUUAUCAAAUAGGCACCUUUGUUUUCUACAAGAGUGACCUUUGGCCCUUUGAGGUCCAUGUCCGUCAGUGGGAAUGUGGCAGCCUGGUGCACGCCGCCUCCUGCGUGUGUGGAUUUGCAGUGUGGGACGCCGGCGACGUUAUCGCGUUCGACAUGUGUGACGGCGAGAUGGGCGAGACGAAGCCCCGUCUGUCUGUGAAGAGCAGAAAUGAUAAACAAGAAAAGAGCGGCUUUCGGAUCAGUGAGUCCUACCAAGGACGCAAAGUCACUAUCACGUUUUCCUCUGGAGCAUUUGUUCGUGCAGAUGUCUCAAAUUGGGGAAUGAGUCUGACUCUGAGGGCUCCCAGUUCAGACCAGAAUCACACAUUGGGUCUGUGUGGGACAUACGAUGGACGGCCGGACAAUGACUUCCACUCAGCAGGGGGCGCUGUGCUGGAGCAGUUGCAGGAUUUCAUAUCCGAGUGGAGACUCCCUGCAGGCAGCAGCUUGUUUGACUGCAUGCCAGCCGAUGUGAACACAUCAAACAUCCACACAUACUGCAACUGUCAAGCAGAUCACCUGAAACCAUUUCUCAGAUCUGAAUCCAGCUGCUCCAAUCACAGACUUUUUAAUUUUCUGAGUUUUAUCCCUGCUUUGGAUGUCACCGCUAAAUAUAUCAGUUCAGUGGAGCUACAGAAGGAAAAUAAAAAACCACAGCUCACUUCAGGUCACAGUGAAAGUUCCCCACAUCCGGACAGCCUCUCAUACUUUUUCCCAGAGGAUCAUGAAUUCUCUGUUCAGCCAGACGGACUCCCAAGAUGGCCGACUCCUGCUGGUCUAACUCGGCAGCAGGCUCAGGCUCAGUGUCAGCGCACAGUGGGAAACUCGAGUGUCGCUGUCGGCUGCCGGCUCCUGUUAGCAGGUUCAAUAAUCAGCCGAGCGGUGGCCAUGUGCGUCGCCGACCUGCAGCUGAAAGACGAGCCGUCGUGGCUGAACGCCACCUUGCCGCUGCUGGAGAACGAGUGCGAGCGAAAGCUGGUGGAAGAGCAGAGGAGGUGGAAGGAGCACCGGGACGCCGCGUCCGUCCUGAGGUGUCCGGACCUGUGCAAUGGGAAUGGCCAGUGCUCCGAGUCCGGCUGCGUCUGCUUCCCUGGGUUCGGUUCACAUGACUGCAGCCAGCUGACGGACCAGAUUCCAGAGAUCACCAAGUUGAGGAAUGAAGGUCUGUGCAACGUCCGUCAGGAAGACUGUUCCACCAUCCAGGUCUAUGGUCACGAUUUCAGGGAUUCCAGCCAGCUCAAGUGUGAGUUUGUUAAAGAAAAGAUUGAAGUCGGGGAGUCGGUCACGGUUGCUCCUUGGUUUGUUCAGGCCGCUUUUCUGAAUGAAACAGGUCUUGAGUGCCGGCUCCCAUUGGAGGACAACCAGGGUCCUGCAGACACGGUGACAAACCAAGCUGUUACGCGCUGGCAGAUCAAAGUUUCAAACGACGGCUACAGCUACAGCAACGCCAAGAUCCUGACUCUGUAUGACGGAGGCUGUCAGAUCUGCAGCCUCGACACAGAAAUCAUGUGCACCCUCAGGGAGAAGACCUGCAUCAUUGGGGAUUUGUGCUACAAUGAAGGGGAGUCCAGUCCCAGCAGUCCUUGCUUCACUUGCCGUCCAGACCUCUCCAAACACUCUUGGUCCAAAGCUGAGAAAAACAAGCCUCCGUUGUUCCAGCCACCACAGAUUCCUCUCCACUCCUUCCAGGAGGAAAGUUUCAUCUACCAGCUACAGGCUCAGGACCCUGAAGGCUCCACGGUUCUUUUCAGCCUGGUAUCGGGUCCAAAAGGGGCUUCGCUCACUUCAGCUGGACUGCUGAUGUGGAAGGCGACCUCUGAACCCACGGACACCCACACGUUCCAGUUUACUGUCACUGAUGCCUGCAGUGCGGAGACGCUCACCUCUGUCCAGGUUUCUGUGCAGUCCUGUGAUUGUCUCAACGCAGCGUCCUGCAUCACCGACGUGAACUACCCCGUCGGAAGCGGCGAAUAUGUCUGCGUCUGUCCUGACGGGUUCACGGGUCGGCGGUGUGAGUUGGACGUAGACGACUGCAAGCCGAACCCCUGCAGGCUGGGCCGCUGCGUGGACCGACCCAACUCCUUUUCCUGCAUCUGCCCUCCUGGAAUGACGGGACGAACAUGCAGGGAAGAUGUAGACGAGUGUCUGUCCCAGCCGUGCUUCCCUGCAGUGAGCUGCACCAACACUCUGGGCUCCUUCAACUGUGGAUCCUGUCCACCAGGAUUCACAGGUGAUGGGAAAAUGUGUCGAGAGGAAAACAUCGCAGGUUCUCCAGUGAGUGCGCCGCAGGUUUCUCAGAGACCCAAACCGUCGGGUCCUUCGCCGUGCAGCAGGACGCCGUGUUACACGGGGGUUCUGUGCUUCGAGAGCGUCCAUGUUUCAGCCGGGUUCGCCUGUGGACCCUGUCCUCCUGGUCUCCAAGGAAACGGACAAAUGUGCACAAAAAUGGGUCAGGAAACACUCACCAGUGGAAGACAUGUUGGGACUCCUGUGUCUAAUUCCACCGGUGAAAGGACCCACUCCUCCUCUUCCUCCUCUUCAUCUUCCUCUUCUUCUCCUGCCUCAAACAACCAACCACCAGACAGGAAGUGGAGACCAGACACUAGGAGAGUUUCCUUCAAGGACAAACAGCGCACCGGUUCUCCUCAGAACAAAACAGCAGCUCGAAUAUUUUCUCCCUCCGUCCACAGGGGGCAGCAUAGCACAGUAGCGCUGUCCUCGGAUAUUGGUCAUGUGACCUGCUCCGAUUCUCCCUGCUUUCCCGGUGUUACCUGUGAACCGACGCGCUCAGGAUCCCUCAGGUGUGGACGCUGCCCGCUCGGCUACACCGGGGAUGGACUCGUAUGUAAAGCUGUUUGCAGAUAUCCGUGUGGGCAGAACAUGGAGUGCUCUCUGCCCAACACCUGCACCUGCAGAAAAGGUUACACCGGAUACAACUGUCACACAGCCGUGUGUCGGCCUGACUGCCAGAACCAGGGCAGGUGUGUGAAACCCGAUGUGUGUGAAUGUCCUGUGGGCUACAGCGGGUCAUCCUGUGAGGAAGCGAGCUGCAAGCCGCCGUGUCAACAUGGAGGCACUUGUCUGGCCAGAAACCUUUGUACCUGCGCCUACGGCUACGUGGGGCCCAGAUGUGAAAUCAUGGUGUGUAGCAGGCACUGUGAAAACGGAGGCGAGUGUGUUUCUCCAGACGUCUGCAGAUGUAAAGACGGCUGGUACGGACCAACAUGCGGCUCAGCUCAGUGUAACCCCGUCUGCCUGAAUGGAGGAUUGUGUGUGAGGCCAAAUGUCUGCGCCUGUCCUACUGGCUUCUUUGGCUCUCAGUGCCAAAUUGCUGUUUGCAGUCCGCCCUGUAAAAACGGGGGUCAGUGUAUCAGAAACAACGUCUGCUCCUGCCCAGAGGGCUACACAGGAAAAAGAUGCCAAAAAAGUGUCUGUGAGCCGACAUGCAUGAACGGAGGAAAGUGUGUCGGACCGAACACGUGCUCUUGUUCUUCAGGCUGGAGCGGGAAAAGAUGCAACAUGCCCGUUUGUUUACAGAAGUGUAAAAAUGGCGGCGAGUGCGUGGGAGCGAACACGUGUCACUGUCCUGCCGGCUGGGAAGGGCUGCACUGUCAAACACCCUCCUGCAGGCGGCCGUGCCUCAACGGCGGGCGGUGCGUCCUGCCCGACUACUGCCACUGCCGGAGAGGCUUCAAAGGCCUCACCUGCGCCGUGAAGGCUUCACAUGCAUGAGGAGAUGAAGAGAAUUACUGCAAAAAGCAUAAAACAACCGGAUGUGUGUUUGAAUGUAUGAUGGAGAACAAAAUGUGCUCAUUUGUGGACAUUUCAGCUGAGGGUGAUGAUUUAUUGCACUUGUGUUUUUGUCCCUGCAUUUCACUACCUCAAGGCUAAAAGAAAAAUUUGUUGAAUUCAUUUAAAGUACUUUAAAACUCUGUAAGCAGUG